AUGUCCGAGCCAGUUGUUGCGCCCGCUCCUUUACCAACUCCGACGAUGCGUCCGGAGUACAGGGUAGUUCCUUACCUGAGCGGCGCAAUGACUACAUUCGAUGGAGACGAGACUCCACUGCAAGCUGAAGAUUGGCUAGAAGAGAUAAAAGGGAUGACGGCCCUUAAUCGACGGCCGUUUGAAUAUGUGUUGCAAUACAUCCGUAUGCACCUGACCGGCCCAGCCAAAGACUGGUUUGCGGGCCGAGAUUUUUCUGAUUGGCGAGAAUUAGAACGGAAAUUCCGACUCGUAUUUGUGCGCGACGCGUGUGCGGCCGACCGCAAAGAUGAGAUGCGUGCGUGGAAGCAAGGGCCUAACGAGACCCUCAUAUCAUCAAGGGAAAUGGCCCUGUAUGCCGUUAGGCGGACACAUGUUGACGAAGAGGAGUUGCUGGGUGAUCUGCUCAAUUGGGAGCGCAUGUCGUCGUUGCAUGCGCUGGCAGUCACGCCAAUGUAUGUUGCUCCGCAGCACGCUGAAGAAACGCCUACCCGUCAGCUGCCUAAAAAAUGGAUAGAAGAGAAAGCGAGCCCCAAUGAAUGGGAGAAUUUCGACAAGACUGUCAUGGAGACGAGUGGGUCGAACAGUGAGACGUACUCCGCCAGUUGUUGGGUGUGCAAGAAAAUUGGGCAUAUGUCGCGCGACUGUCCUGAUAAAGCUACUCGUAAACCUGUAUGUUAUGGUUGCGGAGUAGAGCGGAAUAUUCGACCUAACUGCCCGGAAAAAGAUCAGAUGAAUUGCGCAGAGGUGAGACCUGUAGCGUCGAACCAUCCCUAUAAGAAAAUUGGAUUGGUAAAUGAUAGGGAAGUGGAAGUGUUGCUCGACACUGGUAGUCAACACUCCCUCGUCAAGGCCAGUGUCGCGAUACGAUGUGACUUACGCGUGAAGCCCUCGGUGCGCUCACUAUACGGGAUCGGGAAUACGAUCGUCCCGUCGGUGUGUGCCUUAGGAGAAGUCGAGACCCAUGUAAUACUUGACGGCGUAAACCCAGGAAAGGUCUUGUUACUCGUGGUGCCCGACGAUGUCCAGGCUCCGGACAUGAUUGUCGGACGAUCUUGGUUGGACCACCCGUCCGUGGCCUACCAUAAGGCUCACGGGCGCCUGUAUAUCUAUGAAGCGGAGACCUGUGUGGACAGUAUGGCGGUUGGAGUUACCAGUCACGCUAAGGAGGAUGACUAUCUGCACGUCUUGAAGGUUGACCACGAGCCACCGGCUCGACAGAUGUUGGACUUAAACGAUUUCCAGUUUGUCAGCGCGGAAGCCACUCAGAAGGAACGAAGCGACCUCCUACCCCUUGUUAAUGAGUACCGAAGCUGUUUCGCCAAGAACCUGGACGAACUCGGAUGUACACGAUUGAUGCGCGUUGACAUACGAGAGGUACCCGGUAGUUUGCCGGUCGUCAGUCGACCAUAUAAAACGACGCAAGCGUACCGUGAAGAGAUACAUAGGAUAGUCACGGACUGGAAAAGGUGCGGUGUGGUGAUUGAGACGACUUCGCCCUAUGCCAGUCCCGUGCUGCUGGUCAAGCAACCGGGAAAGAACCGGUUAUGCGUUAACUACCGCCGUCUAAAUAAACAGACGAUACGGCAGCACAACCACAUGAUGGAGCAGUUGGAGUCAUUGGCGGAUAGCCGGUUGUUCGCCCAGCUUGAUUUGGCGAGCGGAUACCUGCAGAUCCCAUUGACAAAGGAAGCCUCCGAAAAAACGGCUUUUAUUACGGCGAACACGACGGGUGAGUUUAAUAGAAUGCCGUUUGGACUGUCGGGAGCUGUCGCUGAAUUUCCCCGACUUAUGCAGCGUGUGAUGAGUCCGCUCCAGGGACUCCACGGGCGGAAUUACCUUGAUGAUAUGGUUGUGGACGGAGAUGUUAACCAAUUUGCGAGCCGUAUUGGAAAAAAAUACGUAUUAAUUAUUAAUUAUUUAUUAAUUACCAGUGAAAUAGUUAGGAUACAACCAUGUUUAUUUAAACUGGCUAUCCCAGCUAAACAGGCACUAAGCAAAUUAACUUCCUUGGAUUCAUUUUUGAGAAUGGCGAAAUUCGGCCCGGUACGGAAAAGGUGCGUGCCAUUGAAGGAUAUCCUGUUCCAAAGGACAUUCACGAAGUCCGUAGGUUUCUUGGACUUACUGGAUUCUUCCGGCGGUUUGUCCACAAGUUUGCGGUUGUUGCGGAACCCUUGA
Messenger RNA from Diuraphis noxia (Russian wheat aphid), 2214 nucleotides. RefSeq lists its product as uncharacterized. The record is from RefSeq and is a predicted model, not a curated record. NCBI's taxonomy places the organism in Eukaryota, Metazoa, Arthropoda, Insecta, Hemiptera, Aphididae.